This is a messenger RNA of Theobroma umbraticum, 2525 nucleotides long. RefSeq names its product RNA-binding (RRM/RBD/RNP motifs) family protein (gene RS41). The record is from RefSeq and is a predicted model, not a curated record. Lineage: Eukaryota; Viridiplantae; Streptophyta; Magnoliopsida; Malvales; Malvaceae. Gene Ontology annotation, molecular function: RNA binding.
CUGCUUGUUCUCAUUAUCUGUGUUAUUGACUAUUGGAUCCAUGUGAAAGUCGUGGCUAUCAUUGCUUUUUUUUUUUUUAAUUUUCAUUUCAUGCUAUGGCUAAAAUUUGGCUGGAUGUGUAGCUUGUAAAGCUUUUAGAAUAUUGUAGGCUUGAAAGGCUCUUUUUGUAUUUGAUUAUGGCACAGUUAAAAUUGAUUCCGUUUUGGUAUCAAUAAGUAAAUUAAGCUAAACUGGUUGUUUGGUGUUGAACUUGAAUUUCUCACAAAAUAUUCCAUGAUGAAUUUUUUGAAAUAAUAACCAUUUGUUUCUGAUAGCAGUACUGGAUAAUAUCAUGUAUGAGUCAGAGGUGACUAAAGAUGAGCUCCCUCUAUGUAGAAGUAGGAGCUCUCUUUGCUGGAAUUUUGGUCAUGUUGGAUCUUUUCUGCUGGUGACGACACAGACAGGACUCUAUGUCUUAGUUUGGAUGUUAACUGUGCUGGUAGUACACAACAUGAUAGUUUGAAGCAGUUUGUGGUGAUUUUUUAGGCAUUUAUGAGAUUUUGUUUACUAUUUUUUGUUUUUUUUAUUUUGUUUUUAAAUAUAAUCUUGAUAAUGUAUUCAUAUACUACACAAAACAGGCUUAAAUUAAAUACUUACUUAAGUUUUACAAUCUCUAAUAGUACAUGUAUGAACAAUCUAAAAUAUAGAGCAAUUUGUAUUCACAUAUCGCGUUAAGAGAGUAAGGUCCUGCAGCGACAAGGAAUGUCAGUGCAUCCUACUUUCAAUCAAUGGAGGUUGAAGUCCCUAUCAUGAUUGCUGUGCAGCAGUAUGACCUCAUAACACGCAAUUCAGCAACAUCGAUCAUCCUUUGUUGAGUUUUACUGGGGGUUCAGGAUGUGUUUUAAGGGAAAAAAAAGAAUAUUUUUGAAAAAUAAGCCCCCAUACUCAACAUUUUCUUUGGCGCAGGAUUUUCUUGGGAUGUAAUGGAGGGACUCCUCAGAAUUCUAUUUCAUGCCUGUGACGAGCUUCCUCUUCUUGCUUGCAAGAAGAGUCACUCUGAUCCGCCAUGGCACCACCAUCCCUCAUUUUCCUCAGGCAUUUUUCCCUUUCAUUCCUCAUGACUUUUGCCCAGCCCUCAAAUUCAGACAUGUUUCAAGGUAGAAACAUUGCCGACCUCAUGGCAGAGGCUGCAGAAAAAAUGGAGAAGGCACACUAAUUCCAUUGACCUACCAUGAGACAUCCACUUUUGGAUUCUUGUUCCUUGACAUCACUUAGUUCUUCACACAAGGAUUUGCUUUCAUAUAUAUGGAAGAUGAGAGAGAUGCUGAAGAUGCCAUACGAGCACUUGAUCGGACGGAAUUUGGUCGAAAAGGACGCAGGCUUCGUGUUGAAUGGACAAAACAAGAGCGUGGCAUUAGAAGGCCUGGGGGUGGUUCAAGAAGAUCUUCGGCAAAUACAAGACCUUCAAAGACUUUAUUUGUCAUCAAUUUUGAUCCAUAUCAUACUCGGACUAGGGAUUUGGAAAGGCACUUUGAAUCAUAUGGAAAGAUUGUGAGUGUAAGGAUCAGAAGGAAUUUUGCAUUUGUCCAAUAUGAUUCACAGGAUGAUGCCACCAGAGCAUUGGAGGCUACAAAUAUGAGCAAGCUGAUGGAUAGAGUUAUUUCAGUGGAAUAUGCUGUUCGAGAUGACGAUGAGCGCAGAAAUGGAUACAGCCCUGAUCGAAGUCGUGAUAGGUCACCUGAGAGAGGUCGUGACAGAAGGCGAUCUCCAAGUCCCUACCGAAGAGAGAGGGGUAGCCCUGAUUAUGGCCGUGGCUCUAGUCGUAGUCCUUAUAGGAAGGAGAGGGGGAGCCCUGAUUAUGGUCGGGGCCGCAGUCCAAGUCCCUAUAAGAGAGAUGGAGCUAGCCCUGAAUAUGGCCGGGGCACUAGCCGUAGUCCUUACCGAAGAGAGAGGGCUGGUGCUGACCAUGCUCGUGGCUCCAGUCGAAGUCCUUAUAGGAAAGAGAGGGCUAGUCCCGAGAAUGGUCGAGGUCCCAGCAAUAGUCCUUAUAGGAGAGAGAAGCAUAGUGCUGAGAAUGAUUGUAGCCCUAGUCAUAGUCCAUAUAGAAGAGAAAGGCCCAGCUCUGACAAUGGUCGUGGACCCAGCCAUAGCCCAUAUGGAAGAGAGAGAGCUAGCCCCAAAAAUGGCCGUGGUCCCAGCCCAAGUUCUAUGCCUGAAGGAAGGGACAGUCCCUAUGGUGGUGGAGCGGAAAGCCCCGUCAAUGAGAGAUAUCGCAGUCAAUCACCACCAGCAGAGGAAUGAUUAGGAUCUUGAGGAGCUUUGGAGGAAGACCUUUGUCUUUGUGGCAGAUGUCAGUUGGAAGUCCUGUUAUUGGCUUGUCUUUAAUGGCAACUGUUUCUGCAAUUACAUUUAGAGUUGGAGUCUGACCUUAUGUUGUAGUGCAUACUUUUAAAUCCUAGAUUUCUAGUUUAGGUGCAAUGGAUAAUCCUGUUGACUUUGAAUGUGAAACUCAUUUUAUGGAAUAUGUUAUUUAUUUUGGUCUCCUU